AUGUCUUCUGCAUCUUCACAACAUUCGGCUCCUUCCAAACAUCCAUCCACUGACAUGGAUGACAAUGGUGUAUCUAGAGUGCACAUUCAUGGAGAUGGCGAUGAAUUUGUCACCAUAAAUGGCCAAAAAUUCUAUCGUCACGAAUUAAUGUCAGCUUUCGGUGGUACUUUGAACCCGGGCGCAAUUCCAUACCCUAAAGUCAAUAUCAACCCUGCUCCAAUUGGUUUAGCUGGUUUCGCUUUAACUACUUUUGUUUUAAGUUUAGUCAAUUCUCGUGCUAUGGGUAUCACUAUUCCUAAUGCUGUUGUUUCCUUGGCUUGUUUUUAUGGUGGUAUGGUACAAUUCUUGGCUGGUUUAUUUGAGUUUGUUACCGGAAACACUUUUGGUUUUACUGCUUUAACCUCUUAUGGGGCUUUUUGGUUGAGUUACGGCGCCAUUUUCAUUGAAAGCUUUGGUAUUGCUGCUGCUUAUGAAAAAAGUGACCAAUUUGCCAAUGCAGUUGCUUUUUUCUUGUUGGGUUGGGCAUUGUUUACGUUUAUUUUGGUGUUGAACACUUUGAAAUCAACUUGGGCCUUUUUCUUGUUAUUUUUCUUUUUGUUUUUGACAUUUUUAUUACUUGCUGGGGGUGAGUUUAGUGGAAGAGUUGGUGUUACUCGUGCUGGUGGUGUCAUUGGUACCAUCACUGCAUUUAUUGCUUGGUAUAAUGCAUUUGCCGGUACUGCCACUAGAGUUAACUCCUAUAUUGUACCACAUCCAUUCCCAAUGCCACAAAAUAUUUCAUUCAAAAAGAGAAAGUAA
Lodderomyces margitis is the source of this 798-nucleotide messenger RNA. RefSeq names its product acetate uptake transporter family protein. The record is from RefSeq and is a predicted model, not a curated record. Gene Ontology annotation, molecular function: acetate transmembrane transporter activity. The transcript has a single exon. Lineage: Eukaryota; Fungi; Ascomycota; Pichiomycetes; Serinales; Debaryomycetaceae. The coding region runs from base 1 to 798 and encodes 265 amino acids. Gene Ontology annotation, cellular component: plasma membrane.